CUGCUUUCAUGUUCCCAUGUAUUUCACAGGAAGAAACCAGUAUCAAACACGAGUGAUCCACGACGGGGCCCGCCUCUUCAAAACAAAGUGUGUGACAAGAAUCCAAGCCUACUGGAGAGGACACAUUGUUAGAAAGUGGUACAGAAACCUGAGGAAAACGGUUCCUCCCACAGAUGCCAAGUUAAGGAGAAAGUUCUUUGAAGAAAAGUUCACAGAAAUAAGUCACCGCAUACUGUGCUCAUACGACACCAACAUAGAAGAGCUCUUUUCAGAAAUCGAUCACUGCUUGGCCAUAAAUCGAAGUGUUCUCCAGCAGUUGGAGCAGAAGUGUGGUCAUGAGAUUACAGAAGAGGACUGGGAGAAAAUCCAAAUACAGGCUGUGCAGCGGGGGGUCUCCGAGUGCUCCAUCUGC
Messenger RNA from Galeopterus variegatus (Sunda flying lemur), 412 nucleotides. Its product is annotated as RING finger protein 32-like. The annotation marks the transcript as partial. NCBI's taxonomy places the organism in Eukaryota, Metazoa, Chordata, Mammalia, Dermoptera, Cynocephalidae. Gene Ontology annotation, molecular function: protein binding. The record is from RefSeq and is a predicted model, not a curated record. The transcript has 5 exons.